CCACCUUCAAAACAAAACAACAACACUGAAAAUAGUAGUCAACACUUUUAUAAACAAAAGAAGAUGAGUCAGGAGCAGCCAAGGCGUCCCCAAGACGGUGCCAUCAAAUACGGCGACGUUUUCAACGUCUCCGGCGACCUCGCGAAGAAGCCCGUCGCACCGGAAGAUGCGGCCAUGAUGCAAAGCGCGGAAACCCGAGUGUUAGGCCGAACCGCACCCGGCGGAGCAGCCUCCGUCAUGCAGUCCGCCGCCACUCGGAAUGAACAGGCCGGCGUUGUCGGUCACGGGGAUGUGACUGAUGUGACCGGCGACCGCGGUGUUAUUGUGUCGGAAACUAAAGUCCCCGGAAGACGCAUAAUAACUGAAGCAGUCGGUGGACAGGUUGUGGAGCAGUAUUCUGAACCGACUCCGGUUGAGGCCGGACGAGUGAGUAGGGAGAGUGCAAUAACAAUAGGGGAAGCGUUGGAAGCGACGGCUCAGACGGUGGGUGAGAAGCCUGUGAGUCUGAGUGAUGCGACGGCGAUUAUGGCUGCCGAGACGAGAGCUACCGGAAAUAAUGUUGUAACGCCGGGUGGCUUAGGUGCUAUGGCUCAGUCAGCGGCGGCUUACAAUGCUGACUGCAGGCGUCUGGAGGAUAAGGUGAAGCUUGCCGACGUUCUGAGCGGAGCCACCGCGAAGCUGCCGGCGGACAAGGAAGCGACGCUGGAGGAUGCGGAGGGGGUGGCGAAUGCUGAGGUCAGGAACAACCCGAAUGCCACCGCCACUCCCGGUGGCGUAGCCGCUUCUGUGGCGGCAGCCGCUAGACUCAACCAAAAUGUUAUGUAAAAUGAGAUAAUUAAUAUGUUUUGGUGUUUCAUGUUGUGUUGUAGUCUAGAAUAAGUGGUGGGGGAGUGUGUUUCUUUAUCGUAUGCUUGUGUUCUAGUUUCGUUAUAAGGAAUCUUCUGAGAUGUACUACUCGUUUUCCAUGCAAGAACUUGUCUACAUACUAUAUAUGCUAUGCUUUGCUGUCGUUAUCAGUAAUUAUAUAAUAUCAGUUCAUCUUA
Messenger RNA from Cajanus cajan (pigeon pea), 1043 nucleotides. RefSeq names its product late embryogenesis abundant protein D-34. Lineage: Eukaryota; Viridiplantae; Streptophyta; Magnoliopsida; Fabales; Fabaceae. The record is from RefSeq and is a predicted model, not a curated record.